AAGUGUUUUAAAUUUUCUAGUCGUGAGCAAAAAUUUAUAAUAAAGUGUGAAAACUGUGUUAAGUGCUCAUAUACAAAAAUUACCAACAGGUAGAGCCUAUAGCAUGUUUUUUCUAAAAGUUAUCUUUCUGGACUUGUAGUUACAUUCGAUGUAGGCUAAUAAAAUAUUCAUUCUGCAUUAAAUACCGAAAGCAUAGCUAUUUACUUAGAACCCUAUUAGUUAACUGUAGAUGUUAUCUCAUGGCUAGUUAACUAUCAGACAGUAUUUUGGUAGAAAUAUGCAAUCAACAACGCCUAAAGACGUUAUUCGCCUAGAACCUUUGGGGAAAUUUAGACAAAAUCAGAAUGGCAAUAUUAAAUAUCAAGGUACAAGUCAUGCACAAAUCACACACUCCAUUUGUCAAUCAUCUCCCCUUAUUCAUAACUCCUGUGACACAGGUGGUGUUGCAGGAAAUGAUAGUCCGACUGGUCAACCUCAAAAGAAGACGCUCUACGAAAAUAAUGGCGUGGCUACUUGCAGCCAUAACAGAGCUCUCUGUAUUGCAACUAUCGUCUUUGCUCUUCUUUUUACUAUUGCCAUUAUCAUCGCAUUUACUGGACCACAAAGCGAAUGCACAUGUGCCGGAGAAAAGCCGCCAAAUUAUGUGGGCGAAGAAUCAAACUUGACACGCGCGUUUAUUCCUAAAGCUACAAAUGGUCAAAUCUUCCCUUGGAACAGCAUACGUCUUCCGACCACCUUAAAACCUUCCAGAUAUAAUUUAACUAUUCAUCCCAAUUUAACUACUUUAGAAGUAAGAGGUCAAAUUUCUAUAGAAUUUCACUGCGACAAGGAAACAAACUUUAUAGUAUUACAUGGUCAUAACUUGACAAUUUUGGAUAAAAUAAUUCAAGAUAGAAGAGGGCAUAAUUUGACUAUUGUUAAAUUAUUAGAAUAUAUCAGAGGGCAGCAAAUCUAUAUCGAGAUUAAAGAGAAGUUUAAGAAGAAACAUAAUUAUACCUUAAAAAUAAGAUUUAACACUAAGUUACAUCACGGACAGGAAGGAUUUUAUAUCACAGGUUAUACGGGUGCUGAUGGUGAAAAGAGAUAUUUGGCUGCCACGCACUUUCAGCCCACAUUUGCCAGAACUGCCUUCCCAUGUUUUGAUGAACCCCAUUUUAAGGCUAAAUUUAAAUUAACUAUUUUUAGAGACAGAUUUCAUAUUGCGCUUUUUAAUACACCAGUCGUCAAUACAGAUGAUCUCGGAUUUUAUAUGGGUACUGGUUUACUAAGGGAUGAUUUUCAAGAAACCGUGGAAAUAAGUACCUACUUAAUAGCCUUUGUUAUAUGUGAUUAUACAAAUAUAAGAAACCAAACUGAGAGAGGCGUCUCAGUGUCAGUAUACAGCACUUUGCCUUCUAAAGAAAAUGCUAAACUAGCAUUAAAUUCUGCUGUACGUUCUUUGGAAUUUUUUGAAGAUUUCUUUGGUAUUCCCUAUUCUUUACCAAAAUUAGACCUGGUAUCCAUCCCAGCAUUUUCGGAAAUUGCUAUGGAAAAUUGGGGAUUAAUAACAUAUAGAGAGACAUCUUCAACUAGUUUACAGGAGAGAUACACAUCUGCUGAACAAUGGAUAACAACAACCAUCACUCAUCAAAUUAUACAUCAGUGGCUUGGCAACUUGGUCACAAUGAAAUGGUGGACAGACUUAUGGCUUUAUGAAGGGUUGACAACAUACCUUGAAUAUUUAGGAGUAAACAAUUAUUUUUCAGCUUGGAAGAUGAUGGAUCAGUUCAUGAUUGAUAAAAUCCAAGUGGCAAUGGAUUUAGAUGCUCUAGUUAGUAGUCAUCCGAUAAAUAUUGCUGUUCGAGAUCCUUAUGAAAUUGAAGAUAUUUUUGAUACUAUUUCUUAUAGCAAGGGAGCUGCCAUUAUACAUAUGCUAAGUAACUUUUUACCAGAAUAUACUUUACAAAAUGGCCUCAAUAGUUAUCUUUCUACAUACAAGUAUAAUGUAGCCGAAACAAAGGAUUUAUGGAAUAUUUUAACCGAAAGUACGAAUCAUACAUUAGAUGUUAAAACCAUCAUGGAAACUUGGACUGAGCAAAUGGGAUUUCCAUUAAUAACACUAACUCUCGAAGGACGAGAAAUAGUCGCCACACAAAAGAGGUUCUUAUUAUCAAUAAAAAGUGAAAAUGAAACAUCUUUAGUGAAAACAAAAUACGAUUAUAAGUGGUACGUUCCAUUGACGUAUAUAACAAAUAAUGAUAGUGAAAUAAAUAUGAUUUGGAUGAACUUGACCCAAGUCAGAUUUGAGGCACCAGGAGAUUUAAAAUGGAUCAAAGCAAACGUAAAUCAAUCAGGAUUUUACCGAGUAAUGUAUGAAGCAGAUAUGUGGCAAUCUUUAAUUACUCUUUUAAAAAACAAUCACACAAUGUUUAGUGCUGCCGACAGAGCAAACCUUAUAGACGAUGCAUUUACUUUAUGCAGAGCUGGAAUUCUAAACGCAACUAUCCCUCUUGAAUUAUCUGCUUAUUUAGUGAAAGAAACUGACUACCUUCCUUGGGGGGUUGCUAUUAAACAUUUUAAAAAUUGGGCCAGAAGAAUGUCCGAAUCACUGCCAUAUAAACUUUUCCUUAGCUAUAUGAGGAAUUUGCUACGUCCAAUUACAAAAUACGUCGGAUGGAAAGAUUCCAAUGACAAUGUAAAACGACUUCUAAGAAGGAAAGUUCUUUCUGCGGCUGUUCUAUGCGAAUUAAAUGAAACAAUUGCAGAAGCAAAGACGUUAUUCCAAAAGUGGAUGAUUAGUAAUGAAACUAUUGAUCCGAAUUUAAAAGAAGUCGUCUUUUCCGCGGGAAUUAAAUUCGGUGGUAUGGCCGAAUGGCAGUUUUGUUGGAAUACUUAUAAUAGUACGCCAUCAGAAACUGAAAAGAAACUACUUCUGAAAGCGCUAGGUCAACCUAGAGGCGAUCCAUGGUUAUUACAAAGAUAUUUGAUAGAAACUCUAGACAAGAACUCAAUAAGGUCUGAAGAUGUUAAAAUAGUCUUGGCUGUUGUGGCAGCAAACCCCGAAGGAAAACUUUUAGCCUGGAGACAUCUAAAAGCUUACUGGCCUACAAUGCAUUCAAUGUUUGGAAAUUCUAGCAAUAUGAUGGGCAGCCUUAUAUCAGCUGUUACAGCACAUCUGUCAACUCCUUAUGAUUACUAUGAAGUUACAACAUACUUUAAUGGAAUGAAUAUUGGAUCAGCAUCAAGAACCUUAGAGCAAAGCCUUGAAAUUAUACAACUUAAUAUUAACUGGCUAAGCAAAAGUAAAGAAGAUAUUUAUACGUGGUUGAGGAAAAAUGCUAACAGUGUUUAAAUGAAUAAUCUACAUAUUUUUUACGUAAUCCUAUUGCAUCAAACACUUAAACUAGUAAUAUUAUUUGGCUUCAACCCGUAAAAAAUUACUUUAACGUUUGACAAAGUUUUCUGUUGCUUUAAAAAUGAUUAUAUUUAAGUCUUUGGUGCAAUUAAAUCUUUAUUGAGUGUCCAAACAAAAAAUAGAGUAAAUUAAGUUUCCUCCCAACUUGCCAUUAUUUUCUGAAAUUGCUAUUGACCACCAAAGAACAAACGGAUACAUGUUUUUAAAAUUUCAAUAAUUUUUAAGAACUGUAGACUAAAAUUUUUUCUUAGAUCUGUGCGUUUCCAUAAUGCUUAGAUCCGAUACGAUAUUAAUGGAGAGUUCCGAAAGAAAAAGUUACUUUACUCUGUCGUCGCACCAUUCUAUGCGUUCUAGGCAUAGAAUGCGUAGAAUGCAUUCUUUAAGCAUUCUAUGCUUGUGAUGAUCAAUGUAAUAAGUUACUUCAUGUUGCUAUGCACUAUUGGGUUGCUGCUAAGUGUGCUUAAUAUGAAAUACCGUUGGCCUCCGCCUUGCUUUGUCUGCUACCAAAUGAAUAACAAGUAAAUCUCAGCAAACCUAUUACAAUAAAACCGUACUUUUUAAAACUGAUUAUUAUCCUUAAAUGUAUGUACAUACAUAAACCUUUUAUAUGGUACAUUAGCACAAACAAAUAAGGAACGUUUAUCAUGUUCUAUUAUGUUAUGCUUGUUCUGCUUAUUGAUAAAUUAUAAUUACAAGCCACUCUUAUAAGCAUUAUAAUAUCUAAUAAUUUGAAAAUACAAUAGGUUUUAUAAACUGUGCUUUUUGAAAAAUCUGAUUAACUGCGCGCAUAUGAGAUUUUAAAUUAGAUAAAUACAUUAUGAUUAUAAAAUAUUUACUUGCUCAAGAGGCUGAGAGGUUACAUUUAUUUUUAAAUUUUAUAUACAUUUUAUAAAUAAAAAUAAAAUUAAACAAAUUGCAAUAAUGAGUUUUUAGUGUAAAAUGCAUAUGUGAAAUUUAUUUUUAAAAAAUAGGUUGGCGUAAAAGACAAAAGUAACUGGUUUUUUUUCUUUAAUAAAUAUGCGCCAAAUACUUCAUAUUUCUGAACAUUUUUCUAAUUAUACUUUCUCUUAAGGCUGAUUUAUAAAACAUAGGUCGAUAUGUUUCAAUUUGACAUAUUUUUUUUAGUUUUAGUUACGAUGUGUUAGGCGAGUAUGAAAUAUACCAUAAGAAGGAAAUAUUUAUAAUUUUGCAGGUCUUUUCAUUAUUCUUAUCUCUACAUCUAUAUUUUAGAUCCAAAACUAUUUAUUUAGAUACACCUUUUUCUGUGCAAUGAAAUUAACGUAAAUAGCAUGAGAAUAUAUGAGGAUCUUUAGAAACUGCAUUAAGCAGAAUCAGGACUUUCAGAUAUGCUGAAGUUAGGUAUUGUAAUUUUCUAUGCUCUUUUAUUUUAAAAAAAAUAUUAUAAACUUCUCGACAUCUUUUGAUGAAAAACGAUUUACUUUUAGUGUUUUCUAGUUAUUGGCUGUCGAAGAGUGACAGAAUGUUCGUGACGAAUCUUUUGACGCUUUAAAAUCUUAUUUCCUAAUAAGUUAUGCACAAUUAUAUUUUUGUCUCAUACUUAAAUGGAAUACAGUUGCUGGUAUCACGAGAAAAUUUAAAAUAAUAAGGAAUGUAAACUUCAAGUCAAAUGGAAAGGUCAGAAAUAUUUUAAUGGUAUGUCGCAGACCUUCUUAAGCUUUUAAACUUUUCCCUUAAUUGAUUCAUAUGUAGUUCUUAGAGGUCCUCCAAGUAUAUAGGGUGUCCGAAUUUGGUGAAGCAUAUGUACAAUCUGCGAAGCUGUUAGAGAAACUAAUUGAAAAACUGCACUGCGGUUGUCGGUUUCUUUAUUUUACAUUUUUCAGAACCAUCAUUCAUUUGUUCAUAGGGACGCCGUAUAAUGGAUUUAUAGUUUUAGGGUGCUAAUAUUGAUAUGGCUCAGCUUUUAUUUUUGCUUUUACUGCAAAGAUCUGUUUUAUGAGUCACCACAUUCACAUAGACAGAUGGAAAUAAAUAUUUCCUCUACCAGAUAAAUUCAAAAUUAAAUGCUAGAUUUAAGAGUAGCUUUGAUGCUGAACUUCAUGGAACCUAUUGACUCAUCAGGUUGUUGAACAGUAUUACUUUCUAUUUGAUUUGCCAUUAAUUUCUUUCAACAGUUUUACUAUGGGGGAUAUCCUGGGAUAGGAAUUUGCCUGUAGAUAUUUAGUCAUAUUCAGAAUUUAAGUCCUCGUUUUUAGUGCAGAUAGUCAUGGGUUGGUUGUAUAAUAUACUACUAAUCUAUAUAAACUGACAAGAUACUCUAAAUCCGUCGUGUCCAUACUUCAAUUAGUUUAUUGAUCACUAAGAUAUACUAAAAUAAAGCAAUACUGGUUGCGUGGUCAAUACGUGAUUUCGAUAUAUGAAGCUAUUAGUCGCUCCGGUGCCGAGUGACCAGCCGAUUGCCCGAGGCGAACGGCUCUCAUUUCAUUGAUAACCACAUAAAUGCGUGAUUCGAGUUUACAUCCAGCUUAUCUUAAAAAUAACCAAAGUUUAAAAGGUGCCACAGCAUGCCAUAUUUUAGCACGCGAUCUUGUGUGAAAUACGAAGAUUAUCAUUAUUCUAUUAACGUUACCAUAGACCGCGCUCUUAUAUUUCAAUUUAUUCCCAUACUGUUUACUAUUUUAUUCGUUACUUUGAUUAGACUUUUAUUGCAUUUAAAUGUAAAGUUAACUAAAUAAUUUUGUAUCAUCAAACGAUUUACAUUAAUAAAUUAUGUUUGUGUCUCAGAUGAUUAAAGUAUCGUCCCCAAAUCAAAAUCAAAACUUAGUAUGAGCUUUACAUGGCGCGGUGUUAUUCGCAUAUUCUUCAAACCGUUUAAUGUAGAUGCGUCCUACUACUGGAACCAGAAGUGUAUUAAUUGGAACGAGGGUUACGAAGACACACCUCUAAGAAGUUCAUCAUCCCUAUUAGUACUAGCGCUGGCUCUUUGAAUCUGUCACGGAUAAUGCUACGAAAUUUUCCUAUUGACAUAUUGGUGUAGACGCUACAUCGAAGCAUCCUAGCUUGUCUUUGGAACCUCAAACAUUAACUUGGAAAGAAAUUUCGUGAAUUCUUUAGUUUUAAAAGGAAUAGGAAGGUAGAGAAGGAUGCUAUAUUAGGGAGGUCGUACUUAUCGCAUCUGCAAAUCGAAAGAUUAUUUCUACGGUAGUUGUUGAAUUUUUUGAUAAAUGUCGAUAUUUUCUUCUAUUAAGAAGUUCUUCAAUAUUAGUCUUGUAGAUUUCUCAGUGCAUUGCUAUAGUAUUUGCAAUGAGCAUAUCUGCUAGAAGUUUGGUGCUAUCCCUUUUAAGGUUCCUUAGCUCUUAGUUUAUAGAUGAUAAUAAUUGGGAAUACAUGCCUAUCAAAACCUCGUAUAUAUGAAGACUACUAUGCAAGUCCGACAAAACACCUCCUGAACACAUGCAACAUCAAAUUCGGAUGAUUAUGAUCUUACCAAAGAAAACAAACAUUCCAUUACCUCCAAAAAUCUUCCCUGAUUAUAUUUCCAUUUUCUUCUAGUAUUAAGUUUAGUAGUUUUUGUAGGAUUUUCUACGCAAUGUUUAUUAACAAUAUUUUAAUAUUAUUGUUAAUAAACGUGGGAAAUAGUCGUUAGGCAACUAACGCACAAGCUUUUCUAAAAAGUAUCUUUUACCAUUUCUAGAACCUCAGAAUAGACUAUUUAAAUGCGAUAAAUAAUUUGUAUAAUGAUAUAUAAUUCUACUUAGUAUACAAUGUGUUUAGAAAUUAUACAAUUACCAGGUAUAAGUUGAGUAAUAGUUUGGAUUUGUAAAACUAUAACUUAAAUUCUUGUUACGUUUAAUGUUUUAUCACUAUUCUUAUUUUUUUAAAGAUAUUUUUUAUCAGAUUGUAUACUACAACUUUUUGGAUUUCUUCUAUAACUAACAAAGCAAUAAUUAAUAUUAUAGUAGCAAAUAUUGACCAGUUCCCAAAGACAAGCAUGAGCUAUGCAGUUUUUUAGGGUUGUGCAGUGACUAGCGCCGCUAUGUGGAAGAACUUGUCAACAUCGCAAAACUGUUCACCAGUCUAACAGGAGGAGAACAAAAAUUUAAAUAGUCCUAAGACUGUCAGAAAGCUUGCGUGCCCUAUAAAAGAGAGCUCUGAUAAGCGCACUUAUCCUGAGCUAUUUCCUACCUAAAGGAAAAUUUGUAUUGGACACCAACGCUAGCAAUGUGAGCGUAGAGCCGUCAAUGGAUAUUUUAAGUAUCGCGUUACGCGACAAAAAAUGCUUAAGGUUGUCAAAGCGAUGGAGCACUUCUACAAGUACUUCUAUAGGAGAAAGUUCCUGCUGCGAACUGACCAUGCAAAUUUAAAAAGACUUCUUUGGGAGUCUGUAGGAGUUUGACUUUGACACUGAAUAGCGAGCAGGCAGAAUCUAUAGAAAUGCAGAUACCCUAUCAAGAAGACCCUAUCCAGAGGGCAGCAAGCAUUGUCAGUGGGCAGAUUAAAAAGAUACUCAUUUGUUAAGAACCACCAUCGUCGACGAUACUUGGCAAAAUGGGGAUCUGAUAAAAGACCAAAAGGGUGAUCCCGAUAUCCAGACAGUUCUAAGCUGGAUAAAGAAAGGGAAAAAGACGGGAAGAAGUUCCAAAAUAUUGUUCCAAUGUCAAGUCAUAUUGAACACAAUGGUAUUCCCUAAUUUUGGAAGAUGGGCUCUUCUGGCAGCAAAUAAUUGAUCACGAUGGCAGAGGGGAAAAAAGGCAAAUUAUUUGAUUUAAAUAUCGGAUUUAGGAGUUGCCAGAGGAAAUCCAUGCCAAGUAAGAAAGAUAGAUGGGAAAACUGGAUCAAUAGCAAGGCAGACGUAAGGGACUGGUACAAGAAAUAGAGGCCGUAGAGAAAAUAGAAGGCUUUUGAUACGGCAAUACAACGUGGAGUCUCAUACAAGUCCCAUUGAAACUUGACCGUUUUCUGAAUCAGAAGCAGGGAAUAAAUAAAUCGUGGUCGUGAUAGACUAGGCAAAUGAGUUGAAGGAUACCCUUUAUAAUACCAAGAAGCCUCUACUGUCGCCAACGCUUUAUUAAAGAAAUUGACCUGCCGAUUUGGUGUACGCCAGUGAGCUGCGGAAAAGAAUUGACUUUAUUUGUGGUCAAGUCCGCAUUUCCAUUUAAGAUGCCAGCGAUCGAAUGAAGGACGCGGAUGAUGUAAAUUUUAAAGACCAGAGGUACAACAACAAUAACAUGGUUUAGCUUUAAUACCCUAAGAGCCGAAAGGAUCUGUCAUCGAAACUUCAAACAUCUUGGGAUAGGCUAUACAAAGUUCUGGUUAAAAGUUAACAACUUUCAAUAAGGAAUAAAUCCAUAAAUAUAAUAUAAAUUCUCUACUCAGUUUUGCUCCCAAGUUAACCACCCGAUUAAAAGCUUAAAAUGACAAUUAAAAAAAAGUCAGGAGCAUUUUCAAGUUGCUUUUUAAGUCGAAUUGCCAAAUAGACGACUUUUCUUAUGAGGCUCCAAUAGCUUCAGUUGAUGAUAGGUGGUUUUUCAUUAUGUAGGUAAAUAAAUUGCUAACUUAUUUAUCAAUAUAUGAAUCAAUCAAUGAAUUAUUAGUACAGUUGAACGACUAUGUAUAGUAAAAUUAUCAAAUUGUAUUUAAUACAAAUAUCAAGCAGUAACGUAAUGUUUAUUUUAUAAAUAGUUGCCCUGAUAAUUAGAGAAGUUAUUCAUGAAAAUCAUUCCUAUUGGAAAAUUUAUUAAUGCAUGUUAAUCGCUUCGUUAUUGUUAAGUCUUAAAGAGAUCGAAGUUCUACUGCUGUGUCUCUUAAUAUGCAAAUAUUUCCUUAGUCGUUUUCAUUGAACAAAUAUCGAACAGUGUAAAAAUUUUCUAUACACAUUUGACUUAAGGUCGCUGGAUGGUCAUGAGCGAAUAGAGGGAAUGAAAGAUCUUAACAAGAUCUUAGAAGAACAUAAUUCUUAUGGAAAAGUAAGCUUUAAGCCAUGGUUCCAUUAAUGCAGAAUAAUGCUGUCUUAAAGUUCAGGCACUGAGAGAAUAUCUGGAUGAUAUUGGCAUAGGUACCAAUAAUGGAAUGGCCCGCGGAUAGCCAAGAUCUUAAACCAAUUGAACAAUUUAAGGAGAAAGUCCAUUCUGAACAUUUGUUUUGAACUGUUCAAAAGCAGCUUAUACACGACUCUAGGAAAAGCGCUUUCCAUCUUUAUUUUUAACUUGAGAUUUGUUAUUGAUAGUUUACAUUAAGUUCCGCACUCCAGACCUAAGUCGAUAUACAAAAUAAUUUAAAAGGAAUAUUUAAAAAAAGAAAUAUUGGGGAAUACAUUUGAAAUUACAAUAAAUGGUCUGAAAAAUAAAAUUUUAACAAAAACGGAUGAAAAAGUCUAGAACAUGAAACUUUAAACAAAUUUUUUCAGUAGAGGCUUUUUUUACGAUAAGUGCACAUUCCUUAUAUCCUUUUUAAUCUAAAAAAUUAUAAAUUAUUCUAAACAAUUUUUAAUUAAUUUAUCUUGGCUAAGCUUUCCAUUCAGAUUAUUCACAAAAUUUAAUACUUUUUGAAUACAAAUAUAGAAUACCUAUUACAGAUAGAUCCUUGGUAAUAAAUAAUAAUUUUUUAACACAUUGUAUCAUAAUUUCACUAGAAAGUCAUAUUUUCUAUUUUUAUACCAGUAGAUGUAAUGUAA
This is a messenger RNA of Anthonomus grandis grandis, 10025 nucleotides long. Its product is annotated as endoplasmic reticulum aminopeptidase 1-like. Gene Ontology annotation, molecular function: zinc ion binding; peptide binding; metalloaminopeptidase activity. Lineage: Eukaryota; Metazoa; Arthropoda; Insecta; Coleoptera; Curculionidae. The coding region runs from base 278 to 3331 and encodes 1017 amino acids. The record is from RefSeq and is a predicted model, not a curated record. The transcript is spliced from 15 exons. Gene Ontology annotation, cellular component: cytoplasm. Gene Ontology annotation, biological process: proteolysis; peptide catabolic process.